Molecule: messenger RNA, 1008 nt
Organism: Ustilago hordei
Lineage: Eukaryota; Fungi; Basidiomycota; Ustilaginomycetes; Ustilaginales; Ustilaginaceae
Exons: 4
Coding region: 1-1008 (335 amino acids)
Source: RefSeq, a predicted model, not a curated record
AUGACCUCCUCCACUGAUGAUUCUGGUGACAUCUCUGCAGAGUUGUUAUGCCAAUCUGCCACAGGCAAGAAGAACUUGACAUGGUCAGGUGCCAAUGUUCUUCACCUUGUCAUGAUCCUCUACAACAACAACUCCUACCAGUGCACUCUGCUGCCAUCUCGAGAAUCGGCUGAGAGCGAUCCAGCCCUCAAACUUCACAAACAUCCCAUUUUUCAGGAUAUCUCCAAGAUGAUUUUCCCAGGUGCAUCUGUCGAUCCCAAUUGCAUCAAGUCCAAGCUGAGGUGGCUGCUAGAGACAUACUACAGGGAGAAGAAGAAGCUUUCACCCACUGGAGCUGGUACACUGCUGGAGGACAUGGAUGCAUCCAACCUGUAUGCUUGGUUUGAAAGGAUGCACGAGAUGAUGAAUGGCCAAUUCAAUGCUGAUCCUGCAGCACUUAUCACAACUCCCAGUCUUGACUUCACCAGCAAUGACAAGCCUGACAUGCCUUCAAAUGGCUCAGCUGACAUACCCAUGGAUAUUUGUGGCAGUGAGCUGUAUGAUCACAGUGCUCACAGCCAUGGUUUGCCUCCUAUUCUCAACUUGAUCAAACCCACCAACCCCCUGGCUGCUGUUGCAUCCACUUCUGGUGCAUCCUUUGUUGGUGCUGCCCAGCUCUCUCCCAGCACCAAGUGCAAGCGAGGUGCCCUUGAUCACAAGCACGACACACUUGCUGAAGCUUUCUAUCAUUCUUCCAUUGAUACCCUUCAGAUCCGCCUGCAGCUUGAACAGGAAUGCACCAGACAUGAGAAAAUACUGGAGGCUGAGCGUACCAAGUGCAAGGAGAUGCACCUGCAUCACGAGAGGGAGGAGAAAGAGCGCAAUGAAUGUGUUCACACAUGUGAUCAUGAAAUGGUGAUGGAGAUGGUGCGCCUCCUUGCUUCUCAGGCCAGCGUCAAACAGGAUGCUCAUCAGAACACCAGCAACAACAACAACAUGGACUCUUCAUUCAAUCUUCCUGUCUUGUAG